AGAUCAUAGCUUGCUCGGGUCGGCUAAAAUCUCAUUCAACAAUUUGUGCCAUCUCUCUUCACCUGCUUUUCCAAGUCCCUGAUUCUGAUUAAGAUGCUCCAAUUAUAUCUCACUAUACCCCCCUCGGAUGAGAAAGGAGACAAUAAUUUAAUUGAUCAGACAAAAUCUUAUCUGAAGGAGCUAGAAUCUGUUUUAUGGUCUUUGAUAUCAUGUGGGUAUCGAUCUGAAGCUCGCCUUUGGCUUUGCAACUCACUGGAAGACAUAAGUUCUGUGACUCCCCGUCAUAAGCAAGAACUAUUUCUUGCCUUGUUAAGGUCAAAGAAAGUCAAACAACAGCGUUUGGCGGCAAAAAUUUUACAAUUAAUUUUUGACAAGCAUCCACACCUAGCUGGACCAAUCAUUUCAAAGAAAAGUUACUUGCUAGAAGAUUUCUUUAAAGGGAACUCGAAUUAUAUAUUGCAAUGGUUCUCUAACUUUGGAGGGUCUGUUGGUAUGCAUGGUAAGGGAGCUAAGGCACUUUCCCAAUUCGCCUUUGUGAAUCGUGACAUUUUUUAGGAGGAGCUUGAGUGGAGGGGCAAACAUGGGAAAUCACCAGCCAUGGUUGCCACAAACCCUAAUUACUUUCUUGAUCUAGAUGUCGAGAUGACAUAGAGAACUUUGUUGAAUACGUACCUGAAUUCUGGUCACGUGUCGACUUUUCAGAGUCAUUAAAAGAUGGUGCAAUUUUGUCAAUCGAUAAGAAUUUUUUCAUUGAAAUGUUUCUUGACCUACUGUACAAAGACAAUAUGAAGGAUGUCUGGGAAAUUAUAGAUACUUUUCUGAAGGAAGAGUCUUUUUCAACUCUAUGUCAUCACCUUCUUGUUGCGCUUGAGGAGGAAGAACUAUCUGUUUUCUUAGAUUUGAUCCCCAAAUAUCUUAACCCAUGUGUGGAAACCAUGAAGCGUGAUAAACCAUCUUCUUGGCUUGAGGUGAUGCUUGCGAAGUGCCAUGGCAAUAAUUCUAUCGAUCAGCUACUCUUGUUGAAUGCCAUUACAAUUCAAAGCCAUAAACUCUUGUUACUAGUCUGCGAAGAAGCUGGUGAUGAGGAAAAAUAAAAAAUAAAAAAUAUUGCUUCCCAUAUUUGUACACUCAAAAAUAUUGGCUUUGAUACAAUUCUUAAAGAUUCUGCUAAGAGGAAAUCCUUAGAGAUGCUGAAAUUGCUGGGUUCGCAGGCUUGGGUUAUGCAUCAUCAACUCUUAGAAGCAUUUCAGACCAUUGAUUCUUGGGAAUUCUUGUUUGCUUUUAAUAGAAUAGGUUUUCGGAAGUGUGGAAAGUACUCACUGUUAAAUCAUGAUGAAAUUCUGGGAGAGAGUGAGUCUGAUGGACAUUUGAGGUCUUCAAGUAGAUCUAAACGAAAGAGGAGUAGAACUUACCACAGGAAGAAAAAGAGGUGGAAUUUUGACCCCAGGGAGAUAGUAGAUUUUGAGGAUGGUGUGUUAGAUGUUUUGCAAAAUAAGGAUUGUAAGUGGUUGCUCUCGACGGAUGGAUAUUCCUUCACUUGGAGCAGUGCGGACUUACCAGGACAUUUGUCGAAUUACUGUUUUUUUACAUGGCUGAAAUUCAUCUUCAACAAGUGAAGAGAUUUUUACGCUAUUGUUUGCCUUAAGAUUGCGUGAUUGGCCAAUGACUCGUCUGGUUACCUAAAACCUCUUUCAUUCUGGCCACACUGUGAUCAAAGUUUGACCCUUACCAAAUGCGUCAUAAUAUCAUAUCAUCCUUUGGGUUGCCAUAUCACGGAUUACCCCACGAGAGGAAGAAUGUUUUGUCCACGCAGUGUUGGCGAAUCAUCAUGCACAUGAAUCUAGACUACCAAGUUUUGGUGUAACACAAAUUUCAGAGCUCUACUGCCAUGCUUUGUUUAUGUCCUAGUUCUUCCUCUUACUGAGAUAUGGCUUUUGGAAUGUCACACUGAUCUAUUUGUGAUCUUUCAUCUUCACAUAAUUGAAGCUGGGUGUUAUUAUGCCGUGUGACAAUGGUAGGAUAUCAGAACCAAAUAUGUUGCAGCAGACCUUGAUUUUACAGGUACUCAAGGAACUUUCACGGAGUUGAAAGGGGCGCUGAAAUUGUCGCCGGAGUUCGUUGAAGUUCGCCGGAGUUUCGCCGGAGCUCAAUAAGGGAGGCUAGAACUUCAUAAGCUUCAUUUAAGAUGGAAAGUGGUAGAUAUUCGGUUGAUAUGGGCAACCUCGAGCGCAACCGAACGAACGAGCUUGCGAGGAAGAAAUCCCGCAAAGGUAAAUCACAUAUCGGCUCUUCAUCUCAAAGCCGAGGUGAUUUUGAUACAGGUUAUGCAAGGAGGGAUGGGGAUGCCAUGACCGACGAACAACUAGAACAAGAAUUGCACUGACAUAAUAGUCGGUUUUUCCAAGACCAACCGAGGACCAUUGACGAAGAAGAGCUCGAGGACGAUGAUGCGGAGGAAGUAAUUCUGGACAUCCACGAAGGCGACGCGGAGGAGGGUGGUGGCAGCCACGACGCCGACGAGCUUGCCUCAUCCCAAACAGGCACGAAAAAAGUAGAUCUGAACUAAUGCAAAAUAAUUUUGAUAAGUGGAAGGACCCGAACACCGGGAAUUGGAACGCAACUUGCAAGUGGUGCCAGAAAAAUUAUAGCUUGGGGAUUUCCGGCGGAUACGGAUCCGCCACAAGGCAUCUUAAGUCCAAACACCCGGUGGAGUGUGCAAAAUUAGCCAAUUAGGCGGCGGAACGGGGAAGCAAACUCAAAUAUCGAGAUUUGCAAAUAACCAACAACCUUUUGGUAAAUUCUCAUACAAUGAUGCACAAAAUUUGACAGGUAUGGUUAACUUACUUGUUGAAGAAAAUUUGCCUUAUUUUUUUUUCCUGAAAGUCUUGCUUUUCGUGAUUAUGCACAAACUUGUUUAAAUCCUCAAUAUAGAGGUUAUAGUCGCAAAACGGUUAAGAAAGAAAUUUCAAGGCUUUAUGGUGCGGAAAAGGUAAGGUUACAAAAUUAUUUUGCAAACUUUGAUGAACGUGUUACUGUAUGUUCUGACAUAUGGGAGGUUACUUAUCAUAAUUUACAUUAUUUGGGUCUGACAGUACAUUAUAUUGAUAAUGAUUGGAAUAUGUAUAAACGUGUUCUUGCUUUUCGUGAAUUUAAUGAUUGUCACACCGCUGAACAUAUUUAUAUUUUGAUUGAGCGUAUUUUAAUUGAGUAUAAUUUAAUUGAUAAGGUGUUUGCUAUUGGUUUUGAUAAUGCUACUAAUAAUACUGCUGCUAUUCCUAGAUUGUGUGAAUUGUAUGAUUCUACUUCUUUGAUGAGUAGAUUUUUUCAUCAACGAUGUGCAUGUCAUGUUAUUAAUUUAUGUGUGCAAGAUGGUCUAAAAGCG
Messenger RNA from Cuscuta europaea, 3382 nucleotides. The record is from the annotation of a GenBank genome assembly. NCBI's taxonomy places the organism in Eukaryota, Viridiplantae, Streptophyta, Magnoliopsida, Solanales, Convolvulaceae.